Messenger RNA from Oreochromis aureus, 4797 nucleotides. Its product is annotated as GTPase IMAP family member 8-like. The record is from RefSeq and is a predicted model, not a curated record. NCBI's taxonomy places the organism in Eukaryota, Metazoa, Chordata, Actinopteri, Cichliformes, Cichlidae. Bases 62 to 2305 code for a protein of 747 amino acids. The transcript is spliced from 2 exons. Gene Ontology annotation, molecular function: GTP binding.
ACUGCUGAGCAGCAGAACAUCAGCAGACAGAUCACACAUCAACUGCCUGUAUGAGACAGACAUGGACAGCAAAUACACUCGUCUAGAGGAAGAAGAACCAGAGGAAACAGAGAAGCCAGAGCUCAGGAUUGUUCUUAUUGGGAAAACUGGAGUUGGAAAGAGUGCUUCAGGAAACACCAUCUUAGGAGAAAAAGCUUUUGAAUCCAAAACAUCACUGUCAUCAGUGACAUCAGUGUGUCAGAAGAAAACAGGUCUGUUUAAAGGUCAAAAACUGGCUGUAAUUGAUACUCCAGGUUUAUUUGACACCGAAAAAACUGAAGAUGACGUGAAGGAAGACAUCAGUAGAUCCAUCCCCCUUGCUGUUCCUGGUCCUCAUGUGUUCCUGGUUGUGAUCCAGGCCAACAGAUUCACAAAACAAGAACAGGAAGCUGUCAACAAAAUUCAGAACAUGUUUGGAGAAAAGUCAGCAUGUUACACUAUGGCCUUGUUCACCUGUGGGGACAAUCUUGAGGCAGAUGGCGACACCAUAGAAAAAAUGAUCAAUGAUAAUCCUGUUAUCUCUGACUUCAUCAGUGAGUGUGGUGGAGGAUAUCAUGUCUUUAACAACAGAGACAAGGAUCCCUCUCAGGUCAUAGAGCUGCUGAAGAAGAUCAAAAGUAUGACUGCGGGAAAUGGAGGAGGAUACUACACCAAUGAAAUGUUCAGAGAAGCUCAGAGAGUCAUGAACAAACCAGAAGCCGACCUCAGGAUUGUUCUUGUUGGGAAAACCAGAGUUGGGAAGAGUACAGCAGGAAACAUCAUCUUAAGGGGAACAGUAUUUAGAUCAACAGCUUCCUUUGCAACACCACAGUGUCAGAAGGAAACAGGUCUGUUUAAAGGUCAAAAAUUGGCUGUAAUUGAUACUCCAGGUUUAUUUGACACCAAAACAACUGAAUGGGAGGUGAAGGAAGAGAUCAGUACCUGCAUCCCCCUUGCUGCUCCUGGUCCUCAUGUGUUCCUGGUUGUGAUUCAGGCCAACAGAUUCACAGACGAAGAUGAAAAAACUGUCAACAUCAUUCAGAAUAUGUUUGGAGAACAGUCAGCACGUUACACGAUGGCCUUGUUCACCUUUGGGGACAAUCUUGAGAGAGAUGGGGUCACCAUAGAACAAAUGAUCAAUGAUAAUCAUGUUAUCACUAACUUCAUCAGUGAGUGCCGUGGAGGAUAUCAUGUCUUUAACAACAGAAAAAAAGGUCCGUCUCAGGUCAGAGAGCUGCUGAAGAAGAUCAACACAAUGAUUGCGGGAAAUGGAGGAGGAUACUACACCAAUGAAAUGUUCAAAGAAGCUCAGAGAGCCGUGGAAAAAAUAGAAGCCGACCUCAGGAUUGUUCUUGUUGGGAAAACCAGAGUUGGGAAGAGUGCAGCAGGAAACAUUAUCUUAAGGAAAACAGUAUUUAGAUCAACAGCUUCUUCUUCCUCUGAAACAUCAGAGUGUCAGAAGGAAACAUGUCAGUUUGAAGGUCAAACACUGGCUGUAAUUGAUACUCCAGGUCUGUAUAAAACUAAACUAACUGAAGAGGAGGUGAAGAGAGAGAUUGUUAGAUGCAUCUCCUUUGCUGCUCCUGGUCCUCAUGUGUUCCUGGUUGUGAUCCAACCAAACAGAUUCACCAAAGAAGAACAAAAAACUGUGAAAAUCAUUCAGAAGAUAUUUGGUGAACAAGCAGCUGAUUACACGAUGGCCUUGGUAAUCCAUGAAGAUGAUGUGAAUAAAGACACCAUAGAAAAAGCAAUCAAACAUCAAAAUCUCAAACACUUUAUCAGUCAGUGCCGUGGAGGAUAUCAUGUUUUUAACAGCAGAAACAAGGAUCGCUCUCAGGUCAGAGAGCUGCUGAAGGAAAUCAACACAAUGAUUAAAAGAAAUGGAGGAUGCUGCUACACCACCAAAAUGUUUGAAGCGGCAAAAAAAGACAUUAAAACAGAGAUGGAACAACUUCAGAAAGAAAAUCCAAAGAUGACGGCCAAAGAAGCAAGAUACAAAGCAGAAAGAAGCAACAAGUUUACUAAUGGGAGUCGGGAUGCUGUCAUUGUGGGAGCUGAUACUGGUGUUAAUGUUGGAGUUGCUGCUGGUGCUGGAGCUGGUGCUAGUGCUGGUCUUGGUGCUGGUAUUGGCAUUGAAGUUGCUGUUGGAGCUGGUAUUGGAGCCAUAGGGGGUCCAGUGGGGGCUACAAUAGGAGGGUUAGCUGGAGGUUUUGUGGGACUUGCAGUUGAUUCCAUAGUAAAAUCUGUAACUUUGAAAAGAAAAUUAAAUAAUUGUGUUACACAGUAAUAAUCAAUGACAAAUAACAUUUAUCAGCAGCUUGUGAAUUUACAAGGAAAUAGAUUCAAAAAAUAACAGUAAUAGUAAUAAUUUUUUGAGUGUUGUUUAGAUAGAUGGACUAAAGAAAAACAUAAUAUAUGAGCUGCAAAGAAGAAAGACAUAAAGUUAACCCUCUGGGCUCUAUCCUGGCCAUUUGUGGCCACUUCACUUUUCUUUUUUCAACCAUUUUUGUUCUGUUAAUGCAAAUGGAAUGAAACUUCCCAAAGGUCUGUAUUUUUUGCAGAUUUUUUUAAUUUUCAACAUCAGCUCCUUAAUAAUGUCAAUAACAUUCACUAUACACCAAAUUGUUCCUCUUGGCUCUAUCGUGGCCAUUUUUGGCCAAUUGAAACCCAUUAUAACCACCUUUUUUGAUUCCUUGUUACUGACAGUAAUAUGUCAUGCGAUUUAGGUAAAAUUGCUUUCAUUCUAAACUCAAGACAUGGAAAUUGUAGUUUUUAAUGUUUUUUACCAAAUUACAUCAUUUACCCAUUUUUGGCCAAACAAGCAAUUUCAUGUAAUAUUCUGAGUUUCUAGUAGUGGCCUUUGCUGGCUUACCACACUCCAAUGGACCAAAAUAAUGAAACAAUUUUGACAUAGGUUUGAUCUUAACGAUCUAAUAGUUUGUGUUUGUGCAUCACAUUGCAGCACAAACAUGUAUUUGCAAGAUAGACUGGAAUAAAUAAUGACGCAUCAAACAUUACAUAGGCUGCAGUGAAUUUCUGUGGAUGCAGGCUAUUGAGCUUUGAGGUUCCCAGUCAAACUUAGCUUUGAAGCACAUGUUAAAAGCACUUUUACUCUUGUAUUUUUCAUAAAAAGAUACCAUACCCAAAAUAUUGACUCUAAAAAAACAAAACAAACAAAAAAAAAAUCACAUGGCAUUUUGCAGAGUUCAAACCUGCAGCUGCAGCGCAAAUGACAACAAACACUGUUUGUCCUGGAGUUUAUGCAGGUGCAGACAGUGCUCCUGCUAUAACUAAUCCUAACAGCUUCCAGAAUAUUUAUUCUGGCGAUAUGGCAAGAAGGUCAUCACUGCUUCAAGCACUGUCUAUAUGAUCUGGUCAGAGAGCAAGGACACCUAGCAGUCCUCUGCCCUUGAAGAAAAGACAUCUGCCCAAGAUGAAGAAACUUCCUCUCCAGAAGAUGAGGGGACAAUCUCCAAAGAGGCUGACUGCAUCACCACUGAUGAUGAGUACUAGCCAGUGCCUGAAUCCUCUUCUUUGGGGGAGGAUUGGGGUUGGGGGGCAUGGAGGUGGAGGCCGAGCAGCUGAUGGAAAAGAACAUAGGAGCAUUUUCUGAGACAGAGGAGCCGGUGACUGAGUGGAUCCCUCAUGAAAGGAAAACCAUGUGGGUCCCACCACUGAAGAGAGACUGCUCUACAAUCCAGUACCCACUGGUAUCAAACCAGGGCUCACCCUGUAUGCAGUUCCCUGCAUUAGCAGCCUGAGAUCAACUUUUGACUUUUUUAUAACAAAGGAGAUCUUUUGAAAAAAAGUUUCUCUUUCACUCCACCUGAGUAUAAGAUGGAUCAAAUUCCAGUACUAUGGUAUUAUAUUUCCAGUAUGUUACUGGAAAUAUAAUACAAACCUUACAAACCUGCACGGGAGGCGAAGGUGUGAGGAUUGGAGGAUUAUAGAUGAAGUGGAGAUGUGAAUAUAUAAAAUUGUGAGAUUUGAGGUUGUCUUCCAGCUAGUGUAGUGGACAAACAAACUGUUGUUUAAAGGGUUAAAAAUUUAAAAAGUAAUUACUAUUUUAUAUUUAUGAAAAGAACUGAAGUUAGUUAAAAGCUUUAUGCUGAAAUAAUGUCAACCCCCCCCCACACAAAAAUAAUAAAAAUUACAGACCUAAUCUGUUGGUGGCCACUUUUGGCCACGAACAAGCUGAAAGGGUAGUGAUUUUGAACAAACCCAGAGAAACAGCAUGUUUCUUUAGGACAGCUGUUGUUGCAGUUGGGGCUCCAGCUGCCACUGAAGUUGGUGUAGAGUUGCAGUGCAUCUUACUCCCACUGCUACAGGGAAAAUCCAGCAUUUAUUGACAGUCAUCAUUUAGCAGUAACUUAUAAAAGUCACAUUAACAUGGAGACAGAAUGUAAACAUUGUAGUGUAACUAUCUUUGUAAUUCUUAUUAUUGUUGAUUUUUUUUUUUUUACAUUAAAUAAUACCUUUAAUAACAUCAUAGUUUUUAUUAAUGAAUUGAAUAGGAACAUAUUACUGAUUAUUACUGAUUAUUAGCUUACUUGUAAUGAUUGGGGAAAUAUUAAAUUCUACUCUAAACCAAUCAGUCUUUGAUUUUGUUUACAAUGUGUUUUGUAGCUGUGGUCUCAAAUUCAAAUUCAGAAUUAUGAAUUAAGCAGAUUAAAUUUAUUGAUGCAAGUUGUUUUCUUGUUGUCUUUUCUAACGGAAAAAAAAACUGAAACAAACCACGAGCAUGCAUCAAGAUUGAAAUAAACCAGUUUCCCAUAAAAA